Molecule: messenger RNA, 657 nt
Organism: Dibothriocephalus latus
Lineage: Eukaryota; Metazoa; Platyhelminthes; Cestoda; Diphyllobothriidea; Diphyllobothriidae
Source: the annotation of a GenBank genome assembly
AUGCUCAGUGUUGGUUUGCGAAAAUCUCUACCUCUUCUUCUACACCCAAAAGUCACACAAUUUCCUGUUUGUUUCUUCCCCUCCCAGGAAGAACGAUGGAAACUGGAGGAAAAGGCCCGUGAACUAACUAGUGGUUCGGGAAUGAGCACAGAAACUGCCCAGGAAGCUGCCGGCCCGGUGCCGGAAGAAGUCGACGAUGACGAGGACGAAAUGAGCCUUCACACGGAACAGACUGUACGUUUCGGCCUCUCUGAAAUACUUACUCCCGAUGACUUGGAUGAUCAGGAUUACUUGGCUACUAUAAAGGACAAGCUGGUUGUUUGGGACAAAACUAUACUGGGCAAGGAAUACAGGGAAAUUCGGUUAAACAAACGUCAGAGACAGCAACCGGCUCUGAUUACGGAUAUGCCAUUUCUUUAUGGAGAAAAGCUGGGGAGACCUAGCUACGGACCCUACUAUUCUGUGGCAAUUAGUCCCAUCAUAAAGAGGCCGGAUUUGGUGCACCCGGACUUCAUGAGCCAUCCAGAAAAGUACUUCACAAAUCGCGAGGAUUUCACUGGAUCAAGCGCUCUCUUGGUUCACAGUAAACUGCCUCUAGUGGAACAAUGUGAGUGGUUUCCCGUCGUGCUAUUCGUUGUUUGCGACUAUCAGACUUAA